UUCGUCAAGGGGCUGUCAAUCUAGGUGCCGGCAACAGUUAGGCUGCGGAUGGGGUAGGUUGGUCGUUCCUGGCUGAAUUUGGAGGUAAAAUGGCGCUGACUUCUCAAGGAACAAAGAAGAAAGUUUGUUAUUAUUAUGAUGGGGACGUUGGGAACUACUACUAUGGACAAGGGCAUCCAAUGAAGCCCCACAGAAUUCGUAUGACCCACAACCUGCUGCUCAACUACGGACUGUAUAGAAAGAUGGAAAUUUAUCGGCCACACAAGGCAAACGCAGAGGAAAUGACAAAGUACCACAGCGAUGACUAUAUAAAGUUCCUGAGGUCUAUCCGACCUGACAACAUGUCCGAGUACAGCAAGCAGAUGCAGAGAUUUAAUGUAGGAGAAGAUUGUCCUGUAUUUGAUGGUCUGUUUGAAUUCUGCCAGCUGUCCACUGGUGGAUCAGUAGCCGCAGCAGUAAAGCUAAACAAACAGCAGACAGACAUUGCUGUCAACUGGGCUGGAGGUCUGCAUCACGCCAAGAAAUCGGAAGCCUCUGGAUUUUGCUACGUUAAUGACAUUGUUUUAGCUGUCCUUGAGCUGUUGAAAUACCAUCAGAGAGUCUUGUACAUUGACAUUGAUAUCCACCAUGGAGACGGUGUAGAAGAAGCUUUCUAUACAACAGACCGUGUCAUGACUGUAUCGUUCCAUAAGUAUGGAGAGUACUUCCCAGGAACCGGAGACCUCAGAGAUAUUGGAGCAGGCAAGGGCAAGUACUAUGCUGUGAACUACCCACUCAGGGAUGGAAUAGAUGACGAAUCCUAUGAAGCCAUAUUCAAACCAAUCAUGUCUAAGGUGAUGGAGAUGUACCAGCCUAGUGCCAUUCUGCUACAGUGUGGCGCUGACUCGCUAUCCGGAGACAGACUGGGCUGCUUCAACUUGACCAUCAAAGGGCAUGCCAAGUGUGUGGAAUACAUGAAGAGCUUUAACCUGCCCUUGCUGAUGCUGGGAGGAGGAGGCUACACUAUUCGCAAUGUGGCCAGGUGUUGGACAUAUGAAACCGCUGUAGCUCUGGACACUGAAAUUCCAAACGAGCUGCCAUAUAAUGACUACUUCGAAUACUUUGGUCCUGAUUUUAAACUCCACAUCAGCCCUUCAAACAUGACAAACCAAAAUACUAAUGAUUAUCUGGAGAAGAUCAAGCAGCGUCUGUUUGAGAACCUGCGCAUGCUGCCCCAUGCCCCUGGCGUACAGAUGCAGGCCAUCCCAGAAGACGCCAUUCAGGGGGACAGCGGGGAGGAGGACGAGGAGGACCCAGACAAGCGCAUCUCCAUUCGUGCCCAUGAUAAGAGGAUAGCCUGUGAUGAAGAGUUCUCUGACUCCGAGGAUGAAGGGGAAGGAGGACGCAGGAAUGUUGCCAAUUACAAGAAGGCCAAGCGUGUCAAGACUGAGGAGGAGAAGGACGGCGAGGAGAAAAAAGAUGUAAAAGAGGAGGAAAAGGCAAAAGAAGAGAAAACAGAAGCAAAGGUGGCAAAAGAAGAUGCAAAGACGUCCUAGAAGAAGCCCAAGCCCAGGCUCCUCACCUGUUGCAUGACUUGCAUUAGUAUUUUAGAAACCCGUUUUAGAAUUCCAGUUUUUUAAUUAUUAUUGAAUGAACCAUGUAAAUUUUAUUUCUAAGCGCCUCUCAAUUGUGGUCUAGCACAACUGCCGGGGGGGUGGAUUUUAGACUGCAAGAUGGGACAGUGUCUAGUUUUAUACGCUAGUGGGUUCUGGAAUUUCAGUUUGGGUCAUCUGUGUUUGGUUUUAAUAUACUGUCAGUGUCUUUUUAUUUUGUUUUUAAACAUUUUUUUCUUCCUUCCUUUUUGUGACACUGAUGCGCAUAUUAUGGACCAGGGGUGUGAACCUUCAAAUGAAAUCUAUAGAGACAUUCAUAAAGUAGUUUUUAAAGUACAUUUUGGAAGUAGCUCCAGUAAAUUAAAUCAUGGCUAUUGCUGAAGAAUGAUGUGAUGAAGUCACAUAGAGGUGCAUUUUGUAUAUUGACCCUUCAUUUGUUUAGCGACGAAUGCUUUAUUUCUGAAGCAUUGCACUUAAGCUUAAAGUGGGAAUUAUAAUGAUGGCUGUGUUUGUCUUUGUUAAAUGCAACGUGAUGUAUAACAGAAGGACUUUAGUCUGGUAUCGGUCUAAUGAUGUGCAGAUUUGGAAACCAUUUACAGACACAAUAAUAAAUUGUGGGUUACAGACUGAACUUUCCUGGAUGGAUGUUCAGUUGAGUCUUGCUGACUCCUGGUAAUGUCUUUGUUCAGAAUGACUGGGCAGCAGCUGGCAAGUUCACUGUGGUGCUUGUACAAAUGCAGAAGAAGGACAUCCCAAGGGUGUCUGGUAAAAAAUUGAGCUUAGCAAUGAACUGUAAUAAUCUUGCUAACUAUUUAAAAUUGAGUUUAAUCCCUGAUCUGUGACGUGAAGAAACAUGUAAGUUAUUGAAUGCAGAACAGUGGCGUUCUUUCAGACUGUUUCAAGGGGGUGGGGGGUGGGGGGGAAGGGGAUACUGCGCUACUGAGAGUGAUGCUCUUUUCUGCGCACUGCUGAAGGUCCAAAUGCCCCAGAAUGUGCUGCUUGUGUGCAUCUCCAAGAAGCUCAGAUUGCAGCCUCUCAUCUGAAGAAUCUUAUUUUUUUUUUCUGUGUUUUGUUUUCUUCUUAAUCCUUAUUUCACGUUUUUUGAAAUCUUUGUAAUAAAAAGGUACAUUUCUACCCAA
This is a messenger RNA of Acipenser ruthenus (sterlet), 2731 nucleotides long. RefSeq names its product probable histone deacetylase 1-B. The transcript is spliced from 14 exons. Gene Ontology annotation, molecular function: histone deacetylase activity. The coding region runs from base 90 to 1535 and encodes 481 amino acids. The record is from RefSeq and is a predicted model, not a curated record. Lineage: Eukaryota; Metazoa; Chordata; Actinopteri; Acipenseriformes; Acipenseridae.